AGUACCAUUCCUGAGUGGACAGAUACCAGGUAACAGUACCAUUCCUGAGUUGACAGAUACCAGGUAACAGUACCAUUCCUGAGUGGACAGAUACCAGGUAACAGUACCAUUCCUGAGUGGACAGAUACCAGGUGACAGAACCAUUCCAGAUUGGACAGAUACUGGUUAACAGUGCCAUUCCAGCAUGGAGAGAUAGCGGGUAGCCGAACAAUUCCGGAGUGGACAAAUACCAGGAUUAGAAAUUCUGCUGUGACAAUGAGCUGGGCUAUUGCUAUAUACAUGGUCAUAUUGUUCCUGGAGUUGUCAGUAGGAUGUUCAGUUAUUAUCUGGAAAUGUUCUGUAGGUGGAGCUGAUUUAGAGUGUAAAGUAGCCAUUGGUGGAACAAUCACAAGUAUUGCAAUAUGGUUGCUAGUGAUUCUUGUCUGUCCAUGCUAUGUGAGUCAGUGUGAGAUCUGUAACAUGCUGGACGACCUAAUACAGAAAUGUUCUCACUAUUUCGGAAAAAUACGGGCCACGAAACCUCACAUCAUGUAUAUACAGAAUGAAGUAUACCUUCCAACAACUGUAUCACUGUUAGAAAACAGACAUGAAGAUUCUGUGUCCAACAGCGAGGAUACUGCUGAACUCAUUCAAAAAGUAGAAACUGGAAGCUUUGUACUAGGAGAUAAAGUUGCUAUAAAUUCUGUACUCACAACUAUUGUGGCAAAACAGCUGGAGAAAAUACAGUUUGAACCUGUUUCAGACAGCCAAGAUGUUCCUCUACUAAGUGGGUUGGAACAAGGCACCAGUUACAGCCAAACAUAUUACGUCCAACAUGUGACAGACAGGAACAUUGACCACAGCUCAUUGAUGAAUAAUCUCGUGCAUGAGGAAACAGGGGACUGAGACUAAUCAGCUGCCAAUGUACAGUGUUAGACGCCUCCUGUGUUACAUGCAAAUAUGUCACAGGAAACUAACUAUAAUGUUAAAUGUUUUUGUGAAUUUAUGAGGCAUUUUAAAAGUGGAAAAUACCCAUUUGCUGCAAAUGUACAUUGUGAGUUUUACCUGCAUCUCAGAGGAGCAUCAUAUCAAUCAUAUAAUUGACAGUGGAUAAAUCAUAAUUAUCAUUUACAAGGCAUAAAUCAUAGCAUUGAUGAUGAAUAAAUCAUAGCAUUGAUGAUGAAUAAAUCAUAUGAUUGAUGAUGGAUAAAUCAUAGCAUUUACAAGACAUAGAUACUAUCAUAGGUGAUUGAUAAACCAUAUCAUUUACAAGGCAUAAAUCAUAUCAUUGAUGAUGGACAAAUCAUAUACUAGUAUUUGAUGAUGGAUGAAUUAUAAGAGACAGUAUAACCGGUAUUCCAUUUCUUUACUGAGAAAACUGGUUUUUGUAAAUACUUCAUGCGUAAAAAUGCUUUACUAUGCUUCAUUUAGUAAACUGCUUCAAGAACUAUUCAGAAGCAUAGUUUAGGACAGUGGUGAAAGUGCUAACUGUUGGUAUUAAUACUGAAACUUCGUUCGAAAAAAUUGUCAUUUGUACGGAAUUGUUCUAAUAAAGAUAGUUUUACUGUACAUUGGACAUUUGCAAUUUAAAAUUCUGUUCCUGCACACCGAUCUGGUGUUUCCAGUGAUUUUACCCAUGCCAUCAAAACCAGUCUGGCAGCCCCGUUGAUGACAACUAGCGAUUCAUGGAUUGAUUGUAUAUUGUUUAUGUAAAAUACAAAAAAAUCAGGUACCUUGAUAGUUUCUCUCCCUUCCUUAUAGUUUAUUUUUCGAUUCAAAAUAUGCAAUUUUAUGGUAAGAACAUAACGUUACGCUACAAACAAUAAAGCUAAAGUGAAACUUUGUUAUUGUAUGUCAUUUCUGUUUACGGAUGUUAAUAUCCUGCGCUCUACUAUAAGAAAGAGUGCAACAAAGAAUGAAUUUCUAUUUGUUUUAUUUAUUCUGUUAUUUUUAAAAUACGGUAUGCAAGAAAAAUAAUUAAUCUGUGAGA
Messenger RNA from Mercenaria mercenaria, 1969 nucleotides. RefSeq lists its product as uncharacterized. The record is from RefSeq and is a predicted model, not a curated record. The coding region runs from base 256 to 885 and encodes 209 amino acids. Lineage: Eukaryota; Metazoa; Mollusca; Bivalvia; Venerida; Veneridae. The transcript is spliced from 5 exons.